Molecule: messenger RNA, 501 nt
Organism: Striga hermonthica
Lineage: Eukaryota; Viridiplantae; Streptophyta; Magnoliopsida; Lamiales; Orobanchaceae
Source: the annotation of a GenBank genome assembly
AUGCAACAAAGAAUAUACGGGCAGUGUAGAAGAGGGUUAGCCAUUCUUGACUUUGUCAUGAGGAUUUGUGCGCUUGUGGCGGCUCUGUCAGCGGCCACAACCAUGGGCACCACCGAUCAAACCCUCCCUUUCUUCACUCAGUUCUCCCAAUUCCAAGCCAGCUACGAGACCUCCCGACCUUCACUAGCGAGUGGAUACCUUGUCCUAUCCUUGCCUUUCUCCAUUGUUUGCAUUGUUCGUCCUCAAGCACAAGGAAUUAAGCUCCUCCUCCUCCUCUUUGAUACUGCGCUGGUGGUUCUUACAACGGCAGGGGCGGCGGCGGCGGCCGCCAUCGUGUACUUGGCGCACAACGGGAAUUCGAAGACAAAUUGGUUGUCUAUUUGUCAACAGUUUAACGAUUUUUGCCGGCGGACAAGCGGCGCUGUGGUGGCCGCUUUUAUCGGCGCCGCCAUCUUCGUAUUCUUGGUUCUGCUCUCUGCCCUGGCGCUUGCUAAGCACUGA